Messenger RNA from Megalopta genalis, 6400 nucleotides. RefSeq lists its product as uncharacterized. Gene Ontology annotation, cellular component: plasma membrane. Gene Ontology annotation, biological process: iron ion transport. Lineage: Eukaryota; Metazoa; Arthropoda; Insecta; Hymenoptera; Halictidae. The record is from RefSeq and is a predicted model, not a curated record. Gene Ontology annotation, molecular function: oxidoreductase activity; copper ion binding.
CUACACUCGUUAACCUCACACUUUUCACUCCGAAUCAUUCCAUCCGAUCAUUGUCUUCGAUCUCGGCCGACUCGAUUAUCUCGUUUCAUUGCGGCUUUCACGAUGCUCGCUUCGAUCGUUGUCCCGCUGGUAGUGGUUAAAGGUGGACAUCGAUCAAACUUAGGAUUCGGUCAAAACUUUCUUCGCGAAAGGGAGGUCUUUGGUCGUUCCGUUCGGUUUCUUAACUUUUUUCAAUUUAAUGAAACUAGAAAAUAUCGCUAAUCAGCGAUUCGAUGUUCGGUGCUGUUUUGGCGAAUAUAUAAUAUUUUACGCAAGAACGAGACUUGUACCUAAGCUUUGCACUGCCGAUGCGACAAAGCGAAGUAGUAAACUGCUAAAUAAUUAAUGAAAAUUAUUUUCGAGGUCGAAAUAAGUGCAAGUGCGGGGAGGAUAUGUUCGAAACCACCUAACGCAUCGCAGUGUGCACAGUGUUUUUUUUCCUUUUCUCGAAAGUUAUCUCACACGCUUUCUAAUGUUUCCCGGGCCGUCUUUCCAAUUUCACUUAACUUCGCUUUUAAGUGAAAAUUUUCUUGAAAUAACUCCCUUGCUCGAGGCCCGUCGAACAUGCCUGUGGUCGUAAGAGAAAACAACGGCGCGCGUGUAACAGGUCCUCCAGCUUCCGAGGUUCGCAUUGCGGUUUAAAGUUCGAACCGUUCGUAAUCGUUCACUUCGACGAAAGGGAUCGUUUACAUUUUGCCAAAGUGCAAGAGUACCACCGAACCUCGCCGAGGACGUAAAGCUUUUUUAAAAAUCUGCUAUUGCUAUUCUAUUUUUCGAGGAUUCUUCAACGAAACGUCUAGCGACGGGAAGUGUGGUUUUCGCAAAACUUUAAUCAAAGCUUGCGCGAAGGCGAGAGGAAACGACAGACCCUCGAGCCGCGUCGACUCUUCUCGAGAUUUCUCCGUCGUCGCGGUUGGCUUCGCCGGGGGCGAAGAUGGGGUCGAAGAUGUACCGAUAUCUCGAUGAUCACAGUCGAUCGCUAACGAACCCGCCUUUCCAACGAUGCGGAAAGCUUCUGGAAGCUUUUCUACUUUUACUCGCACCGAAAACCUGAAACGCAAAGAUACGGUUUACGAACCGGUGUCGCGUGUUCAACGCGGCCGAUAAACGGCACGCAUAACUGAUCGUUGAACGAGUCGUUCAGAUUACCCGAACGAUGUUGAGUAACCGACGCGCGUUGACUUAGAUAAUUACUGGGCGGUUAGCGUCGAGGGCGGAAAUGGUAACUCUGAAACCGUUUACUCCGGUGACCGGAUUUCGCUGUCGAUAAAAAAAUGAUCGCGGAUGACCGAUCCAGCCAGAAGUAUGAAUUACCAGAACGUGCAUAUCGCGCGGCAAAAGAACGAGAAGGAGAAAGGGAAAGCGGGAGAGGACACCGUCGGUGUUCUGGCAACGAAUUUCGGGCUCGUGUUGCCCGGCUCAGUUGUUCAUGAGAAAGCGCAAGUGUUUACGAGUUUCGUGCGUCGGGUUCAGGUUGGGGCAGUCGUGAUGCAGUAGAAUAUGGCGUCCCUCAUCGUUUAAGGCUCCAUGGAUCAUAUUUUACAGCUGUUAUCUCGUACCGAUUUCGAACAAGUCGCUCUUCGCUUCGCAUUUCUCCCUAUCGUCGCGCGUGCCUGUCUGUCAUCCCUCUAAUUUACCAAUUAUUUUUUUGUAAAACGACUCACCUAGGUCCUUCUUCAGGGUUUAUUUAAACGAUCGCUGUCCGUGCCGGUGAACUUACGAACUAAUAAUUAGGACGUAUAUUCCUGUGGCAUCGUUUGACUUACUUUAAAUUUGUUGCGGUCAACUGAUAGAACGCGUAGCUUUUUACAUCCUUCAUCGAACGUAUCCUUUAUUGCAAUUUGUACCAUUUCCUGUUCAUCGAAGUGCAAUUUCGAUUCAUUUAGAAUCUCCUCGGAAUAGUUCAUCGAUAGAUUCUUUCGAUUCCGUGUCUGUUUAUCUCGAUUCCCCAGAGCCGCCAUCCAAAUAUCGAUCCUUGCAAUCUCUCGUAAUUUCUCAUCCCCCGUUUUCCACCGAUUUCUCUUGACCACGACGAGCUCGCGUGCGUCUCGUUCACGAAUCAUCCUUGUGUAACCGAUCGUGACAAUUUUCGUUUCGAUCGCGGCGGGAAACGCGCGUGGACGCAGCAGUGACUACGAUCCGACUACCACCGCGAAGAGGCUAAUUAAAAUCGUCGCAAGGACUCAGCGACGUCGAAGAGACACCGGGAAUAAUUCUGUGCCGGCCAUGUGAACCGAUCACGCUACCGGGGUGCAUUAUGCGAGGAUUAUGCAAGAGUUUGCGUAAUCGUAAUGACACCGCUUAAAGGAGACCGGGAACGAAAUUGCUUGGCCUUCGUGCAUCUUUCGAAGACGUUAUUCAACGUCGCUUAGUCCGCCUCCUUGUUCGCGAUAGUCUGUAAAAAACGUCUGUCGGAGGAGAGGUUAUUAGCGUUACGUCAUCCGUGCUCCACAGAUGAAAAGCACUUUUCCGGAAAUCUCGGCCCUCCGAUCGAACGACGCUAUUUUUACUCUGCCGAGUUCAUUCAUAGCUCGGUCGUAGUAUCGCGACGGAAUGAUUGCAUUCUGCUUUCAUUCUGUAACAGUGCAGCAGCUUUAUCCGAUAUUCAGUGAGAUUGUGAGAGACAUAAACGAGUACUCGCGUUCGCUGAACGCGCCGUAAACGACGUCUCGUCCAGUGUUUUCUCCGCAAAUCCGAAGAGUAAUGCUCGUCAGAGUUCGCGCAUCGUAAAAAUUGUUAAACGAAACGUGCACGAGCGAAAUGUUUCGUAUUGCGUCAACGUGCUACGUCUUUACAUAAGCACGCAGUGAAAUUUAGUACUAUGAUGCUCUUUUUCGAUGAGUCGUAAUACGCGUAGAUCGAACGAGAUCGCGCGAAACUUCUAAAUACGUGUUUUCUGAAAAAAAUCCUUGCUCGUUCGGUUACGCAUUCUUCUUAACUGUUCGAUUUUUCUUCGGGCGCAUCUUCGAGUUUGUCUUCGGGAGGAUGGUCUCGCUUCCCGUUGAUGGCAUAGCAACGUAAAGAGUUACGACUUAUCUCAAGCGUUACGCCACCAGCGUUUACUCCGUUCGCAAAGUGUGCAUAAGAACGGACCGUUUUAAAACGCUCCUUCGAGCGUCUGGUAAAGCGAAGAUAAUGACAGGGUUAAUACGUCUGCCAUCGGUUAUGGUAACGAGCUGAUUAAACUCGAGCCAUUGUGGCUUUCAUCUUCAACGGAGCGAUUCCUUUCGCUUUUUUCGGCACUAACUUUCACUCCGCUAUCGUCGACCGCGGACGUUCGGCGCCGUUUUGCCGGCAUUUUCGACCGGACGUUUACAAAUUACUCGUUCUGCACGUGUCAUUCUUUAUCUUCACGUCGCCAUCGUUGUCUCUCUCUUUCUCUCUCUCUCUCUCUCUCAAUCUCUCUCUUCCUCUCUCGUAAACGUCGAACAGAGGAGCAACUAACUGUUAAGCGGGAGGCUGAACUAUUGAGUCGGAUCUUGCGAGUAACACCGUCUGUAUAAUCUCCGUUCAUCCUUCGAAACAGAACAGUCUUUUUAAAUUUAAGUAAUUUUUUUAAAUUACUUCAGGCGGCUUGAGUUUUUUUUGAAACGUUAAAAAGAUCAGUGUACUAUCAUAGAACCUUGGUAAAACCUUAAAAUUUAUUAUAAUCGACUUUUAUCACGAUCUAAAUUUUGUAAUCUAUUAUGAUCCUAAAAAGCUUGCAUUUCGUGUAGCAAAGAAAUUCUUUCAAGUUCUUGAAAAAAGUCAAGUCGUUUGGUCCACUUUUAAGGAAGGUUCCCGGCUGUCUGUAUCAGUGAAUAAUCUCACCUAACGCAUCGUACUCUGUCACAGGACUCAAACGUCGCGUCUCGAUCGUUUCUUCCUGUCGACGCAACGAUAUUAAUUGCUAUUAGGAAUCAGAAAUAUGCGAACAGACGCGUAACACGAGUAUGAGCAUUCUGUCGAUCGUCCACGCAGGUGCUGGUUGUUUUUCUCGUUUCACCAAAAUAUGAUACAUGCACGCUUUGAAAAUCACUGAUAUCCGAGUUCUGACAUAAAAUGGAUUUGGUUCAAGUCGAUCCAGUUUUACCGUCAGACGGUCGAAUCUUGCAUCCCGUGUUUAACCUGUGAUUCUGGCUUGUUUGCGGAAUAGGGUGAACUCGAAUAUUAUUCUCGGAGGUCUAAGCAGCCGAAGGUUGCUUUUGAGAUUUUCUGGGAACAGAGUUGCUGUCGUCGAGAAUGCAGUCACCUUUUGUUAUCGUCGUAUAACAAACCGGUUAGACGAUGCAGUCUGCGAAGGGUGCGAUUUGCGCGAUGACGUCGGCCACCUACGGCCUACGGUUUCUGGUGGUCGUUUUUAUGAUCGCGGCUGCGGCGACCUUUUUGCACGUAAAUAAUUACAGGCCCAAGCAAAUAUUCCUUUCCUGCGAGAGACCAUGUCAUCACUUGGAUUGGCCCAUGAUUUGCCGAGUCAAACUCACCCUCGAGGUUUUCCAGUCUCUUAGCAAAUCGUGCGGCGAUUGUCCGCAAAAUGAAACGGCUUGCCUGUCGAAUCAUUGUGUGUCGGCCGAUGGGCAGAGACGCGGCAUCCUGUCGGCGAAUCGGCAAUUGCCAGGGCCAACUAUUCAGGUUUGCGAAAACGACAUCUUGGUGGUGGACGUGAUUAACCGGCUUCCGGGUAAAGCAGCCGCGAUGCACUGGCGCGGUCAGUCGCAGGUCGAGACACCAUACAUGGACGGUGCGCCUCUGAUCACACAAUGCCCGAUACCGAGCUACACCACGUUCCAGUACAAAUUCCGGGCUUCGGUCGCUGGAACACAUCUUUGGCAUGCUCACGCCGGCGCCGACAUUACAAAUGGGAUUUUCGGCGCGCUGAUUGUGAAGCAAGCGGACAUCAGAGACCCGCAUCGGUCUCUGUUCGACAUCGAUGAUCCGAAACACGUGGUCCUGGUGACCCAGUGGCAGCAUACAGCCGAGACCACGCUCAACCAAGGUUACACAAAGCCGGCGAUACUUCUGAUCAACGGGAGAGGACGUCAGCCAAACGGACCGAGCGUGCCGUUUACGACGUUCACCGUCGUCCCGGGACGUCGUCACAGGUUCCGUUUGGCGAACGCCGGUGGUGCUGGAACCUGUCCAAUAACUAUUUCGAUCGAUGCUCAUCCCCUUUCGCUGAUUGCCCUGGAUGGCCACCCAGUGGACCCGCAGCAACUUACGUCGAUUACUCUGGCUACAGGCGAAAGGGCGGACUUCAUCGUGGAGGCAAACAGACGCGUCGCUUCUUAUUGGAUAAACGUGCACACAUCGAAGGAAUGCGGACCCAGUUCCAUAAACGGUGCUGCGAUUUUGAAGUAUACGGGAAGCUCGAGCAAGGAACCGCUAUCUGCGACGGAGAUUAUCGAUCAGAUCGAGGAGGAGCAGCAGAUUAAACGGCUCGCUAUGACAACGAAUCCUGCCGAGAAAUGCCAAAACCCGGAUAGCCUUUGCGUCACAGACUUGAAGGCUUUGCGGAAGAUACCGAACUCUCUCUCUCCGUCGAAGACGGACGUCGCUAUACACCUACCGAUAAAUUACAGGCUUCAAACCAAUUACGUAAUUGGCGAGAGCGGGGUAGAAACGAGAGUACUUAACGUGAACAACGUUACCUUCACGUAUCCAUCGUCGCCGCUGUUAACGCAAGGCGCCGACGUCUCCAAAGAGAAUCUGUGUCUCUACGAUGCCGACAGUGACUCCCACAACGAAAACAAAGAAACAUCUUCGUUGUCCUCCCAACCAAACUGCCGGUUCGGCAAUGGCAACGCGGUUAACACGUGCGAGUGCGUUCACGUGAGACACAUUCCUCUUGGCGCGACCGUCGAAAUCAUUCUCCUCGAUCAAGGUGGUCUCGACGAUUUAGUGUACCAUUUGCACGGGAACACGUUCUACGUGGUAGGCGCGCGAAAAUUCGGACGCAGCGUGAGUUUGCAAGAAUUGAAAGACCUGGAUAACAAAGGACAAUUAUUCUCUCGAAAUCUGGACUACGCGAUAGCUAAGGACACGGUUAUCGUACCGAAAUUCGGUGCUGUGGCUAUUAGAUUCAAGGCAGACAAUCCAGGUUAUUGGAUGCUCCGAGACGAGCACGCCGCCGAUUGGACUCGCGGUUUGGACGUAAUUCUGAAGGUUGGAGAGACGAGCGAUGUAAUAGCUGCACCAGAUGACUUCCCAAGAUGCGGAUCAUUCGUCGGCCCGGAUUAUUUUCUCAUAUAGACUGCUAACUACCACUUAAGAAAUGUUUGUAUAUAUGACUGUAAAUAGAUACAUGGAGACUGAAAGUAUAUACGCAUUGGCAAAGAUUUCAUUACUGCAUGCUUUUCUUUAAUAAACGAACAUUCAUAUCAUU